AUGGUUAUAAGAGGCUCGACCCGGUCAUCCGCAACCAGUGAGGCUGUGGUGUAUUUACCUCAAGGUCACUUGGAACAAGUUUGCUCCUCUACACAAAUUUCUCCACUACAAAUUCCUACUUUCGAUCUUCCUCCCCAAAUCGUGUGUCGGGUUGUCGCUGUUCAUCUACUUGCUAACAAGGAAAAUGACGAGGUGUACACUGAGCUGAUUCUACUUCCUCUGUCAGAGGCAGUCGGUACGAAAUCCAAUGGCAAAGAAGACAAAAAUGUGGGAUGGGAAGAUGAUGAAGAAAAUGGACAUGUGGCAGCUAAGUCAACGACCCACAUGUUCUGCAAAACUCUAACUGCAUCUGAUACGAGCACUCAUGGUGGAUUUUCUGUUCCUCGUAGGGCAGCUGAAGAUUGUUUUCCUCCUCUGGAUUACAAAGAACAAAGGCCUUCCCAAGAACUGGUAGCCAAAGACCUCCAUGGAGUGGAAUGGAAAUUCAGACACAUUUACAGAGGCCAACCCAGGCGGCAUUUGCUCACCACAGGGUGGAGUUUAUUUGUCAGCCAAAAGAAUCUAGUGUCUGGUGAUGCAGUUCUUUUCCUUAGAGGAGAAUCUGGAGAGCUGCGUUUAGGAAUUAGAAGAGCUGCACGGCCUAGAAAUGGAGUACCUGAUUCAAUCAUAAAAUCCCAGAGUUCUUAUCCCAGUGUACUCGCCCCUGUAGCAAAUGCAUUAUCGAACAACGGCACAUUUCGUGUUUUUUGUAGCCCAAGGUACUGCCAUGCCGAUUUUAUUGUACCUUACCAAAAAUAUUUGAAGUGCACCGCCUCUAAUGCAGCUGUUGGGACGAGAUUCAUAACAAGAUUUGGCUUGGAUGAUUCUCCUGAAAGAAGGUUUAGUGGAGUGGUGACUGGAGUCAGAGAUGCUGAUUCUUUCAGAUGGCCAAACUCGAAAUGGAGAUGUCUAAUGGUUAAAUGGGAUGAAGACAUGACGACUAAUCAUCAAGAACGGGUUUCACCAUGGGAAAUUGAUUUCUCAAGUAAUUAUGCACCUCUAAGCAUUGAGUCCUCCCCUAGAACAAAAAGACUGAGGUCCACUUUACAUGCAUCUCAUGAUGGUAGCUCAAUUACAAGAAAUAUUCUGCAUUUGGAUUUUGAGCAGCAUGAAAGAGCCUCUAAGGUCUUGCAAGGUCAAGAAAAUAUCGGUCUAACAUCAUCACCUCUCAGUAACAGUGAGGGUACGCGCCGCUAUCUCGGUUUUGAAAUACUGUCAUCAGCUCAUAUUCCUUUACCAAAUGGAAUAGAAAGGACUAAUGAGUAUAGUGAGUAUGUGAGCAAGCCGGCUCAUGCAACUUUCAAGGGCUUUUUGGAAUCUGAUAGGUUUCCAAAGGUCUUGCAAGGUCAAGAAAUUUGCUCGCUGAGCUCUCUAGCUGGGAAAAACCACUGGAAUCUUGGUCAUUUGUCUAAUAAAACUAUUUUCGCUUCCAAUAAUUUCAACAUGUAUCAUGGGCCGAUGCUCGGCUUCUACCCUCUGGCUUCCGAAGGGGCUCGAACUAUGCCGUUUACUUAUAAGGACAUCUAUGGAGGUCGACGAGGCAUUAAAAUGCAGACAAAUAAUUUCGAUGUUCUGACAGGAAAUUACGUCACGACACCAACUUCCGUUCUGACACAGUCCACCUCAGAUGUGUUUGAGGGCAGAACACUAACGAAGGAGAAUCCUACAAAUGUGCUAAUGCAUCUCAAGAAUAUGAGUGGUGAAGAUAACUUGGAGAAGAUCCCUAGUUGUAAAUUAUUUGGUUUUUCCUUGGUGGAAGAUCCUGCUGUGCUUAAUUCUCAAGGCCAAAGUCCGAGGAUGUGUGUUGAGGUCCACAAACGAGGCAGCUUAGUUGGUAGAGCCAUUGAUCUUUCGAGAUUACAGGGUUAUAAUGAGCUGCUAACUCAUCUGGAAAGAUUGUUUAACCUGGAGGGUCUCCUUCACGACCCCAAACAUGGAUGGCGUAUACUAUACACUGAUAGUGAUGAUGAGAUGAUGGUAGUUGGUGAUGAUCCAUGGUGCGACUUUGUUGAGGUGGCCACAAAGAUCCAUGUAUUGACGCAAGACGAAGUUGAUAAAAUGAUGGUCGACUUAAAUAGUGACGACACUCAAAGCUGUCUGGAGGAAGCCCAACAUUUUAACUGA
Molecule: messenger RNA, 2163 nt
Organism: Striga hermonthica
Lineage: Eukaryota; Viridiplantae; Streptophyta; Magnoliopsida; Lamiales; Orobanchaceae
Source: the annotation of a GenBank genome assembly